GGAUUCUCUUCAGCAUCUGGAGAGCUCACCGUCUGUUAUGUCUUUGUGUGAAGACAUGCUGCUUUGUAAUUAUCGCAAGUGUCGCAUCAAACUCUCUGGUUAUGCAUGGGUCACUGCCUGCUCUCACAUCUUCUGUGAUCAGCAUGGCAGUGGUGAGUUUAGUCGUUCACCAGCUAUCUGCCCUGCCUGCAAUAGUACCCUUUCUGGAAAGCUAGAUAUUGUCCGCACAGAACUCAGUCCAUCGGAGGAAUAUAAAGCCAUGGUAUUGGCGGGACUUCGACCAGAGAUUGUGUUGGACAUUAGCUCCCGAGCACUGGCCUUCUGGACAUAUCAGGUACAUCAGGAGCGUCUCUAUCAAGAAUACAAUUUCAGCAAGGCUGAGGGCCAUCUGAAACAGAUGGAGAAGAUAUAUACUCAGCAAAUACAGAGCAAGGAUGUAGAAUUGACCUCUAUGAAAGGGGAGGUCACCUCCAUGAAGAAAGUGCUAGAAGAAUACAAGAAAAAGUUCAGUGACAUCUCUGAGAAGCUUAUGGAGCGAAAUCGCCAGUAUCAAAAGCUUCAAGGUCUCUAUGAUAGCCUUAGGCUACGAAACAUCACCAUUGCUAACCAAGAUGGUACCCUCGAACCAUCCAUGAUCACGCAAUCUGGUGUUUUUGGCUUCCCAUUAGGGAACAACUCCAAGUUUCCUUUGGACAGUACACCAGUUCGAAAUCGGGGUGGUGGAGAUGGAGAUUUUCAGUUCAGACCAUUUUUUGUGGGUUCUCCCACAGCACCUGAACCCAGCAACAGCUUUUUUAGUUUUGCCUCCCCAAGUCGUGAAUUAGAGCAGCAGCAAGUCUCUAGCAGGGCCUUUAAAGUAAAAAGAAUUUAGCUCACUUUACAGAAUGUUUCUCUGUUCACUUUCAGUGAUUUCAUUUAGCAAAUAAUCUUUGUUCUAGUUAAGAGUCACCAACCUCCCUGUGGUAUUAAAAAAGUUGUCUUCACAUUUUCAACUUAUAAGAAACUCAGUGGCAGUGGGGGAUGGCUUUAGAGUUUGGUUUCUUUUUCUGUUUCCAUUCCAAAAGGGAUGAGCAUUUUAUUAAACUCACUUUGACUGUGAACUGUUGAGUUUUCAACCAUAGUGAAAAGGUUACAAUAUUAUUGGGAGUUUUGUAGAUCACCAUUUGUUUCUGUCUGGGAUAUUUCUGACUGAGCUAUGUACUUAUGCAUAUGUAUAUAAGUACCCAUGUUAUAUGUCUACAUGUCAUUUUGGGUUCUGGUAUUUAUGCAUAUACGUAUAUGUGUUCCUUUACAUUGGUAUUUUGCUGUAUUUGCCAGUAGAUUUAUGUGAACAUUUUGGUCUCAGGAAAUGGCAGGUGAGUCUGUAGCUUGUUAUUUGGGUGUGUACAUUUAUUUGCAUAUGUUUAUGUAUUUGCCCUUGUAUUAACUUGUUUAGAGGUAUGCUUAUGUCAGUGAAUGAGAGUACAAUUUGAUGCAUAUAUGUUCAGUUCCUAUUUCUGUUUAAAAAUAAUUUACAUUGAUAAAGUAAUUUUGUAAAGUUGAUUUUUUGGCAUUUAUUUUAAAAUAAAAUUACUUCUUUCUCUACCCUUUUGCCAGCUGUUGCCUUGUGUCUACUUAUUUAGGAAUGUACUUCUACUGCAGACAACUUACCAAUAUGUUAUUGAUCUCAAGAGAUUAUAUUAAUUAAAAUACUUUU
Messenger RNA from Ceratotherium simum simum (southern white rhinoceros), 1696 nucleotides. RefSeq names its product cyclin B1 interacting protein 1 (gene CCNB1IP1). The record is from RefSeq and is a predicted model, not a curated record. Gene Ontology annotation, biological process: reciprocal meiotic recombination. Gene Ontology annotation, cellular component: synaptonemal complex. NCBI's taxonomy places the organism in Eukaryota, Metazoa, Chordata, Mammalia, Perissodactyla, Rhinocerotidae. Gene Ontology annotation, molecular function: ubiquitin protein ligase activity.